AUGCAUUCAUCCAUGCUCUUGCGUACCCGGGGUCUUACCCUGGCCAAGGCCGGCUUUGCUCGCUGUAGCGUUCGCACAAUGGGCUCCUACGCCACCUUCAAGGUCCCUCGCAUUGACAACGAGCCCAACAAACAUUACAUCCCUGGCUCGCCUGAUCGGAAGGCUCUCGAGGAAGCUCUGGCUAGAACCAAGCAAGACGCUCCUCUCAAUGUCCCAUUGGUGAUUGCUGGCAAAGAGAUCAGCAGCUCUCAGUCUUUGACGCAGUCGAACCCCGCCACUCAUGGCCCUGUGGCUACCUACUCCAAUGCCUCCGCCUUAGACGUCCAGGCGGCUAUCGAUUCCGCCCUGGAUGCUCGCAAGUCGUGGGCUUCGACCUCCUUUGCCGACCGUGCCAGCGUCUUCCUGAAGGCGGCGGAUUUGAUCGCCACUAAGUAUCGCUACGACGUCAUGGCCCUGACCAUGCAUGGCCAGGGCAAGAAUGCCUGGCAGGCCGAGAUCGAUUCAGCCGCCGAGCUGUGCGACUUUUUCCGCUUCGGUGUCAAAUAUGCCGAGGAACUGUAUGCCCAGCAGCCUGUGCACCAUGCUCCGGGUGUCUGGAAUCGCGUGGAAUACCGUCCCCUCGAAGGUUUCGUUUACGCCAUCAGUCCUUUCAACUUCACCGCUAUCGGCGGUAAUCUGGCUGGUGCUCCGGCCCUGAUGGGUAACGUCGUGGUAUGGAAGCCCUCGCCAUCUGCCAUCGCCUCCAACUGGUUGGUCCACCAGAUCCUCCUGGAGGCCGGUUUACCCAAGAACGUCAUCCAGUUCGUCCCUGGAGACGCCGAGGAGGUCACCAACACCGUUCUCAACCACCCCGAUUUCGCCGCUCUUCACUUCACCGGUAGCACUGCUGUCUUCCGUAAUCUGUAUGGACAGAUUGCCAACGGAGUUGCCCAGGGCAAAUACCGCAGCUAUCCUCGCAUUGUGGGUGAGACCGGUGGAAAGAACUUCCAUCUUGUUCACAAGUCAGCCGACGUCCGUAACGCAGUCGUCCAGACCAUUCGUGGCGCCUUCGAGUUCCAGGGUCAGAAGUGCAGCGCCACCUCUCGCGCCUAUGUAGCCAACUCCAUCGCCUCUGAGUUCCUGGAGCAGAUUGCCGCCGAGGUCAAGAACCUGAAGGUCGGCGAGCCCUCUGACUUCACAAACUUCUGCGGCCCCGUCAUCCACGAGGCUUCGUUCAACAAGCUGUCCAAGGUGAUCCAAGAUGCUAAGCAGGAUCCCGAGCUAGAGCUUGUAGCCGGAGGUACAUAUGACUCCUCCAAAGGCUGGUACAUCCAGCCUACCAUCUUCCGCACCUCGAACGCCGACCACCCUCUUCUGUCCAAGGAGCUCUUUGGCCCCAUCCUGGUCAUCCACACCUACAAUGAUGCCACCGAGGCCGAUUUCGCCAAGAUCUGCGAGAAGGUUGACCAGACCGGUGAGUACGGUCUGACCGGUGCUGUGUUCGCCCGUGACCGGGAAGUCCUUCAGAUGGCCGACAGCGCCCUGCGUAACACCGCAGGCAACUUCUACCUCAACUGCAAGAGCACCGGUGCCGUUGUUGGACAGCAGCCUUUCGGAGGCGCGCGUGCAUCUGGCACCAACGACAAGGCGGGCAGCGGUAACCUGCUGUCUCGCUUCGUCAGCCUGCGUUCGAUGAAAGAGGAGUUCUGCCCUACCUACAACGUUGCCUACCCGAGCAACGCUUGA
Molecule: messenger RNA, 1725 nt
Organism: Aspergillus tanneri
Lineage: Eukaryota; Fungi; Ascomycota; Eurotiomycetes; Eurotiales; Aspergillaceae
Gene: prnC
Product: delta-1-pyrroline-5-carboxylate dehydrogenase prnC
Exons: 4
Coding region: 1-1725 (574 amino acids)
Cellular component (GO): mitochondrial matrix
Molecular function (GO): L-glutamate gamma-semialdehyde dehydrogenase (NAD+) activity
Source: RefSeq, a predicted model, not a curated record